Molecule: messenger RNA, 6985 nt
Organism: Perca fluviatilis (European perch)
Lineage: Eukaryota; Metazoa; Chordata; Actinopteri; Perciformes; Percidae
Gene: ppp1r18
Product: protein phosphatase 1, regulatory subunit 18
Exons: 3
Coding region: 392-4573 (1393 amino acids)
Molecular function (GO): phosphatase binding
Source: RefSeq, a predicted model, not a curated record
UUCUUUAAACGCCUUUUGGUCCGACAAUAUGGUGUGUGCCACUAAACUCUCCUGACGGAAUUUAAUGGAAUUAUCGGAUUACAGUGCUGCAGCUCUGAGGCUGUACGUAUUUACUACUAUACCGACAACGCUUUCAUGCUCUGAUGCACUGUCGGGUCCUGUGGUGAUUUGAGGUCUUUUUAAAACCCUCCGUUUUGACAGCAUAGAUUAAUCUGUUAGUUAUUUACAAAAGUGAUUUUCCGUCGAGGAGUGGAGCGCAUUACGCACAGCCAAAACGCGCAAGUGGAGAUGACAACUGUAAAGCCGAAGCGGUUGAUAUCUUUGGGUUUUUGACAAUUCCCAGAGGCUCUGAAAAAGAACGGCAACCAUCUUGUUCAAAACCUUUUUUGCUAUGUCUGUCUCCUCUCUGCCGGAAUGGAAGCAACUCCUGCUGGAGAAAAAGAGGAGAGAGGAGGAGGAGCGAGAGAGGAGAGGGAAAGAGGAGGAGGAGAAGUUUGCCAGCAUGCCCGCCUGGAAGCGAGGGAUCAUCCAGCGGAGGAAGGCGAAGCAGGACAGUUUGGGUGACAGAGAAAAGGAUAGAGAUGUGUGUCUGCUGCAGGUCGAUGUCAGAUCUGAUAGUCUAAGUGACAUAGACAGCUUUGUGACGGUCAGUUUAGGAAGCGAAUCGUCACUUAGUCCAGAUCCAGGGCAAUGGCUGGAUGCAGAACUCAAACCAGAGAGUCAGGUGUCCAUAGAAACUAUAGUUCCAGUUCAUGAAAACCCAUUUAUUCGCACACAGAGUGCAUGGAGAAAGGGCAGGGAUGCAGAAGGGGGGAACGAGCCGGAAGUUAAGGAGAGGGAGAAAGAGAAAUUGAGCCCCAGGGGUCAAGAUGGGGAGUCAGGAAGAGAAAGAGAUAUAGAGCUGAAAAUAGAGAGAUUCAGAGAUUUAAGUGAGGGACGGGAAAAAGAGAGGAGCAGGGACAGGAGUCAAGGAAGAGAAAGAGAGAAUAGCAACCAAUGGAAAGAGUCAAUUAAAGAUGCAGUCAGGGAGCGGGAAUUCCUUAAAGUAAGGAGAGACGAGGAGGAAAAAGAAACAGAUCCGCCAUCUAGUUCGUUUUCUCCCCACGUCCCUUGUCUUCGGACUAUCCGAGCCGACAAUAUCAUCAUCAUCGAACAGGACAGGAAGGGCAGCGAUGAGAGACGGGGUAGAUGGAGGGAGACGGAGAGGGAGAGGCCCGAGGAGGACCAGGGGAAGAGAGGGAUGAAGAUGGAUUUGAGGGAGAUCCUGGCCGGAGGAGGGAGCAUCACUGAGAUCCGAGCCUCUGAGGUUCUGAUCAUAAAGCCCUCGGCAAGCCCUGAAGAAAGGAGUCCAGAAGGAGGAGGGAGAGGUUCUGGUAGAGAUGAUGGAGAGAUAAAGUGCAGCAUGGAUGAAAGGAGGGAGAGUUUCGGCAGGGAGCUCAGAACAGACAUGUCGUGGCUGAGAGAAAAAGAGAAAGAGAGACCAUGGGGCCAGGCGACAGUUAUUAAAGACGACAGAAAGGACAGCUUGGAUGAUAACGUGUUUGUUGAUAGAGGAGGGAGGGUCAGCCAGCUAGUGAGCAAGUUCGGACAGCACCCCAAGCCUCCAUCUCGAUCCAAAAGCUCAGAUAAUUUCCUCCGGCCCGGGAGGAGAAAAUAUUCAGGAGAUGAAGAUGACCUGCAAUCUGAGGCAGAUGAGAAGAAUAUGCUGCUGAAAGGUGUGCCGAAACGCUCAUUGAGCUUCUCUGAUCGUGUCAUCUGUGCUAAAGAGAAUGGUUUAGACAACAAUGGGUAUUAUGAGAGGAAAACGCGUGAGAGGAUACAUUCAGAGAAGACCACAGCGCUGUGGGUCGACAUUGCAGGCUUAGGGAAGGAAACCACAGCAAAGAUCAAACUGGGGUGCACACCGCUUUUAGAUAAAGACCGGUCUGGAAACCAUAGAGAUGGACAUUUAAAACAUGAGGAUGAAAAGGGGGGGCCCAUGCAGAGGAGAAACGAAGAAGAAAUGUGUUUCUCCAUCCAACACAGGAGCGAAGUUAAGAAAGUGGAGCCUGUUGACACGAGGGCUGCAGAAAGGACAUGUGAUGCAGAUGGAGACGAGGGGUUCACGGUGGCAUCGGUCAAAAACACAGAGGGAAUCUCGUUUGCUAGAAGAGUUGCGAUCAGGCAGGACGGGAAAGCAAGAGCUCAAAGAGAGUUGAAGCGACAGACAGGUGAUACAAAUUUAGAAAAGGAGAUGAGUGUAGAAAAAGAUUCAGAGGCGGGAGGACAGAUUGAGGCGCAAGUUUGCAACAAAAACGUGUCCGAUUUUCGGAAAGAGGAGGGAUUCGAAAGAACAAUUCCACCUGAAACUUUGCAGAAGAGUCACGUUGAAUCCGCUUUCACAGAGUGCUCCAGUCUACUCUGUGCUGUCACAGAUAGGGCUAGGGACCCACACAGAGGGCCAGAGUGGAUUGGUACAGGGCCACAAGGACCUUACCUAACACACUCUGUUUUGUCCCAACACACAGAGGAGCUUAUAAGUAAAAUAGAGAAAAUAGGAGACACAACUGUUUAUAGCAACGAGAAAGGAGAAAGGGCUUACAAGGCUUCGUGUGAAAUUACCAAAGGAUCAGAUCAGGAUCUCGGAUUGGAGAACCUUAUUCAUGAUGUAACUCCCAGAUCUCCGAAAAGGAUUGCACCCAUGGUGAUCCCUCCAGGUCCCCUCGAGAUUCAAAUCCCCAGAAGUGUGUUUUACGUUGCAGAAGAAAUGGUGGAGAGAAAAAAGGCUGUGGGUCAAAGCAACAAGGGGCAAGACUGGGACGGAGGGAAAGGGGUCGAGAGGAGGGAUAGCUGGAGGAUAGGAAAACCCCUGAGCCGCAUCGAGUCCCUGCGAGAGAAAAUCAGGCAAAGAGAGCUGGAGAGGCUGAGACAAAGAGAGGCACAAGAUGGAGGCGGGAGGGAAGGUGCAGAGAUAAACGACACUCAGACAGCUGGGGACAGGCAGAACGAGAGAGGAACUGAAAUAGAGAAAGAGUGGGAAGCUGCAGCUCAUAUGCGGAAGAGGCUGGUCGAAGCAGAGAGGGGACAGGAAGAUGCAGCAGCACAGACAUCCACCACUGUAUUUGACGUCACACAGGAAGUCACCAUGUUGAAAACCUGCCCUCAACUUCCUGCUUCUGUCCCACACUCACAAGCUGUCGGAGCAGAGGAAGUAACGAGCGGGUACACCACGGCUGCCUCUGAAGUCGUCUCUGACAGCUUCCAGAUAUCUGAGGAUGAAAACAACCCCCUGAAACAUGUGGAAGAAGAGCUGAGGCGCCACCGGGGUCAAUACGGGAACAGAGAAGAAGAAGAAGGGGAGGAGGAGGAGGAGGAGAAGAAGGAAAAGGAGCUCUCAGAAGAGGAGGGAGAGGAAUAUACAUCGCCUGUGCAAUCACUCUCCCCUUUGCCGCCUCAUCCCAGCUCCCUGGCAACCAUGAGUAGGAUCUACAACUUGGAGACAGUUGGCUCGAGGUCAGGCUUGUGUCUGAGGGAGAGGACUGUAGACAUCCCAUCGGUGCACCUGGUUAAAGUGAAGCCCCUUAUGUCAAGCGCACAGCAGGGGGACAGCAAAGCAUUCUCGGGUGAGGACAAUUGCGGGGUUCAGACAAUACAACGACAGAUAGAGCAGUUUCAGCUGAAAGAGCAGGAAACUCUGAAGUCUUGUAUGUCACCAAACACCCCUUUUAAGGACAGAGAGACACAGGGGCAGCAAAGCCCCAGAGGAGUGUUAAAGCACCAGGUAAAGGAUGAUGCCAAGACCCCGGAGAAAGAUCAAGAAAUGUCAGAAUUGAGCCCCAAAGUGUCUCCUUGGCGUGUUGGUUCUCCAACAUCUCAGCUCAAACAAUCUAAUCAAACUACCACCGUCACCCCGUCACUUCUCAGGAGCCCAUCCCCGGACAAUACUCUGAAACCCUCGGAUCACGCCCCGACCCCGGCCUCCUCCCCGAGCUCCCUUUCUCCUGCCCAGUCUCCUAGUGUCUCUCCAUCUCCAACCCCAUCGCCCACGCUCUUCUCUAUCAAGAGUGCCUCUGGAGGUCAAGUGAAGAGAGGUGCCACCAUCACUAUCACCCCAAAAAAGCCUGCCAGAGGAGGAGGGGCAGGGCCUACAACGGGGUCCACCGCAGUAGGGUCGAAAUCAGCAAAAACCUCAUCACAGCAGGCCCAGACGACCUCCGCUGUGGCCGAGCCAGUGAAGAAGAAGUACCCCACAGCGGAGGAGAUCAAGGUGAUUGGCGGAUAUCAGAAUCUUGAGAAGUCCUGUCUGAUCAAGAACAGAGGGUCUCCGAAAAGGGGAAAGGUGUGUUUCAACGAGGACCAGCUGGAGCAGGUGUGUGAGUACCCAUCAGAAACCUCCUUGCUGGCAAGUACCCCCCUCCCUCCAGACCUGUGGAGGACCGAGAGACUGCAGGGAGAGGAGAUGCAGGAGGAGGAGGAGGCUGAAGUGGAGGAAGGAGCGAUCGUGUCCAAAAGUACAAGGAACGUGGGGAUUGCGACGGGAGGGGGUCUAAGAGUGGGUCAGUGUCACCCCCUGCUCAAAAAACACAACGUGUAAUGAGUGAGAUUAUGGAUUCAGAUUGUUUUGCCAUUCAUGAUGUCUCACUGUGAAACUCUCCAUUGGUUUGUUUUAACUGUGUUGAACUUUACUUAAAUGAUAUGUCUGGCAAUAUUCUACUGUAUAAUUUUCUCGUUGUCAACAAAUCCUAAGAGAAGACUAAAAUCAACAUUGAAUGAUUGCAUUUCUUGUGAAGCCAACGCUUGAUUUUGUUUAUUUCUCCUCACUAAAGAGCUCUAUAUAAAAUGAGCUACACUGUUGUGGGUGACAUGUUCUUUCAUUACAAAGAACAAUCCCAUCCCACAUCUCAUAGGUGAGGUAAUGACUUGGCUUAGGGCUAAGUGCCACAGUACAGGAUGGGAAUUUAGAAAGACUUGAGGGACAGACUAAAAGCGCCAGUCAGUCAUAAUACUGUUGCUUUCCAAACUUCUUUUUGUUUUCUCUACAGUGUCCUGUCUAUAAUAACUCUUUACUGAAUUAAGUAAACCUUUCUGAGCUAGUGAGCUUGCUAAAUGUUAGCAAGCUAAAUGCCACUUAUGUUAGCUCAGCCACUAACAUGACAAUAAGUUUACAGUUCAUUCAAUAGACAUGUUUGUACCAUUGACUCUUGUCUCAUAGUUGACUUCAAACUACUCUACUUUUGUGGAGCAGUUUAUACUCGGACAGAGUCAGAGAAGGUAAAUAAAAGAUAAGAGUGCAACACAGCUAAUAAGCUACAAUAGCUUCCUCCAUUUUAGACUCUGAGGCUCUCCAUUCCCAUGACCCUGAUGAAGGCCACAAGCUGAAACACGUCGGUUUUACAAUAAAGUUGUUCUAUAUACUACAGGUGUUGCUAGAGUUUUGGCCAUUUUAGACUUAUUUCCCUCUCCCCAUGCACCCUGGAAGUAGGUGUUGUGCCAGAAACACCCAUUCUGCUCUCCAUUCCCUUAAAAGCCAGUGUGAUGUCCCUCAAGUCAAGAGAGCUUGCUAUUGGCGAAUGGCACAAUAUCACAUAUAAAAGCCAAAUUAGAUGCAAAUUAGACACCCCGGCAAGCAAAUCCACUGAUUGUGACAUAGGACUAAAUAGAUUUAGCUGUGAAAUGUCAUUUUAAUUGAUGGUGUGGUGGUCUUUUCAUGGGACUUGUUGACAAUGAGAUAAAUCUGGAUUAACGCCAGCCUUCAUAAACAAACUGACCAAUUUUCAGAAUUUUUUCAAAUGUUAGUGGGUUAAACAUGUGGGCAAGCUCAGCAAAUUGAAGAAAUAAAGACAAAAAAUCCCAAAAUAACAUUGUGUUUAAAUGCAGCACUGGAAAAUGUAGAUUUGGUAAAACAAAAAAUAAAAAAGGAUGGGAAGAAGUCAGCUCCUAAAAUAAAGUAGAAUAUAAAUCUAGAUUCACCUUAUUUACCUUCCAUCUCCAUCUCUCUGUCUUCCAGAUGAGUCUUGCCCUCGGUAGAAGCCAGUCACCUUCGCCAAAAUUGACGAGAUCACCAACAUUUUGUUGAACGAUAUUACGUGAUUUUUAUUCUGUUUUGUUGAAUUGAGUGUUGAUUUGAGUGUUUGUAAUCCUCGUGGUCUUUUGUUUUUAUCUAGUAUCAGAAUGAAUGAGUGUGAAUGAAUGUACAGUUUGAUUCAUGCAGUUGAAAAAAGGAACAUACUUGUGUUGACUGGGGGAAAUAUUUCACCUGUUAUUAUUUUCAGGGAAAUUGGGACACAAAUGUGAAUGUAUAAGUACAUAAACAUAAAAAGACCCUCAGGUGUGCACUGUUGGGUGAAGGAUCACUUGUCUAUGCAAUAAAACAAGAUUUUAUUUUUUAGUUAAUAUAUUUGAUAGUUUCUUUUAUGAUAAUUCCUUCCUAUAUUUAAGUCUGCCUCAGCACAGAAGAGUGAUGUUUAUAUCAUCUGGUUUCAUGUGCCUGCUGGAUUUGCCCAGCUGAUAUGAAGAUCCAUUUAUAAAGAUUUUUCUUGUCUGAAGCCUUUGUGGAAAAACCUCCUCUCAGUGGGUGUUGAGCGUUGCAGGAACAGGGGUGGUGCAAUGUGUGCAGGACGGUUUUUAGAGGUCUGUGUCUUUUGUGGGGUUUACUUGAGCCUUGAUGUUCACACUGACAACUCUGGGAACAGUUCAGUUAAUGUGUAUGGAUAUAAAUAAAGGUCUUAUUUUGUUGUUUGUUUGCCAUGUGGAAGUGGAAUAGAGCUGUGUGAGUGAAAGGCCCUGAGAGGAAGCAGAGUUAAAAACUAUUAACAGAUUAACUUCAUAUUACAGCUGCUAUCUGACUUUUGGCUGUACUACCAUAUAUACAGAGUGUUUCAUGUUUGUAAAUUAAUAUUUUAAUUGGUGAAAGAAGAUGCAAAUUCUGUGCAAAUUAUUUUUUUUCUAUGAUGGCUGGAGAAGCUGGCUUCAAGAGAGUAUAUCUAAUAAAUAUCUCUGAAAACUG